AUGUCGCUUUCAAAAAGCGAGUCCGACGUGAUUCUCAACCGGGCAAAUGUCGCUUUAUCCCGCAGUCAAAGACUCGUAGCUUCUUGGCUCCCACAACAAUCCAGCGAUGAACUAGCAAAUACGAAAACGGAUGAGGAACUACAACGAGAGGAAGAUGAGAUCUUCACUGCUGUGCCGGAGACCCCCCUCCCCCAAAAAGCAGCCGACGGAAGCUGGAACCGGACCGAGCUGGACUCGAAUGAUAAACUGCGCAAACAACUCCUCGGCAAGAAUUAUGAUCGUGUUAUGAAGGCGAAGGCUGCGCAGAAGGCUGCUGUUCCUGGUUCGACAACCACGGCUGGAUCUGUGGCAGGGAACAACACCGGUGCUGCUACUGGUGCCGCGGAUGAAGAUGACGAGGAUGACGAUGAAGAUGGACGAUCCGCUAUGAUUGGCAAAAAGAAGAAUAUGAGAGGUCCUGGGGCUGGUGCUGGCCCUGUGCGGAAGAAGAAGAAGGGUGGGAUUGUUGUUGAGGAUGUUUUUGCUAGUCCUGCUGCCGAUGCUGGUGCUGAGGAUACAACGCGGACUGCUGAAGAGGAGAGUGUGCCUUUAGAGCCUGCAUCUGCGCCUGCGCCUGCGCGCUCGAAGGGGAGAAAGAAGGCGACCAGUUAUCUGGAUGAACUUCUAGCUGAGCGUGCGAAGAAGAGAAAGAAGAGGUGA
This is a messenger RNA of Penicillium antarcticum, 699 nucleotides long. Its product is annotated as DUF3245 domain-containing protein. Bases 1 to 699 code for a protein of 232 amino acids. Lineage: Eukaryota; Fungi; Ascomycota; Eurotiomycetes; Eurotiales; Aspergillaceae. The record is from RefSeq and is a predicted model, not a curated record. The transcript is spliced from 2 exons.